AUGGCAGCGACAUUUUCAUCCGUCCCGGUAGUUGAUUUUGCCCGGCUGCAUGACCCUGUGACGAAGAAUGAGGAGCUUUCGAAGCUGCGUGAGGCGAUCUUCGUUGUUGGGUUCCUAUACUUGACCAAUACGGGGUUGGAGGGCAUCAUUGAGCGCACCCAUGAGCGUCUACCUGAGCUGUUUGCCUUGUCUCCGGAGGCCAAAGAGGACUGUAACAUGAUCAACUCGCCAUCCUUUCUAGGAUAUACACGUCUUGGUGCCGAGACAACCGCAGCAAAGACAGAUCUUCGCGAGCAAUUCGACUUUGGCACUCCCGGAAUGAAGCCGUGGAUGGAAGGGGAUCCCUUCUGGCAGAGACUUGAAGGACCCAACCAGUAUCCAGACCACGUUGGUGCAAAACCCCUGGUCGAAGAGUACAUCAUAAACAUUGAUAGCCUAGCACAAACAUUUGUCCGCCUGGUCGCCGAAUGCCUGUCACUUCCAGUCGACACGUUCGAUAGUUUCAAGGGGAACAUGAGCCGUUUGAAAUUUGUCAAAUAUCCCCCAGCAGCACAAGGCUCUCAGGGUGUUGGGCCCCACAAGGACUCGGCAGGACUUUUCACAUUCCUAUCCCAAGACGAUGCAGGGGGACUUCAGGUGCUCAAUAAGAACGGACAGUGGAUCGACGUUCCACCCAUCGAGGGCAGUCUAGUAGUCAAUAUUCAACAGGGAUUCGAAGCAAUCACUGGAGGGAUCUGCGCGGCUACGACCCAUCGGGUUAUUGCACCCACUACCAAGACACGCUAUAGUAUACCCUUCUUUCUGGGAGUGAGACUGGACUUGACGCUGGAUCAACUCAAGGAAUCUGCAGCGCAUAUCGUGCACCGUAUCCCGACCUCGGACGACAGAAAGAAGCGCGCCGUAGACGUGCCAAUUCGGCGAGGCGCAUUUGAGGAAUCGGAUCUUGAGCCACCCUGA
Molecule: messenger RNA, 957 nt
Organism: Penicillium arizonense
Lineage: Eukaryota; Fungi; Ascomycota; Eurotiomycetes; Eurotiales; Aspergillaceae
Product: isopenicillin N synthase family dioxygenase
Exons: 6
Coding region: 1-957 (318 amino acids)
Molecular function (GO): dioxygenase activity
Source: RefSeq, a predicted model, not a curated record